AUGCUUAUCGGCUUAUGUGGAGGCAUUUGCGCUGGCAAAAAUGCGAUUGCUGAGUACCUGAUUCAACACCAAGGCUUCCAGCUUCUGGAGCUUAUCAGCAAAUCCGAGACCCGCUUAUCAAAUGACCCAAAUGAUGAUCUACUGAUACAGACAAAGAGUCGAGAAAAUGGGAACUUCCAAUCGAAAUUCGUGUUUGAAACUGUCGAUGCCCUGCUUGAAUUUGUGACAAAAAGAUGGCAAGAACGCUGGGUAACGACGGAUAUUAUAGAUGAGACCAUCGUUGAAAGACUCAUCCUGCGUCCAUUCUUCCUUCUCGUGAGUGUGGAUGCUCCUGUGAGCCUGCGCUGGAAACGAUUUACCGAACGGUGCCGGCAGAAACAAGUAGAGCCUCUAGACCUCGAGAAAUUUGUCUUGUUGAAUGACCGUCACCUCUAUGAGAGGUAUAUUGGACGUGUCUACCUAACUGACAGAGCUCAGGUGCGCCUGUUCAACUCCUCCUCGUCUCUAGAUGAACUCCAUAAAUCCCUCCAAAGACUUGAUCUUGCUGAUGAACAACGACUUCGACCAAUUUGGGAUCAAUAUUUCAUGCAGCUUGCAUCUCUUGCAGCACAAAGAAGCAAUUGUAUGAAGCGAAGGGUUGGAUGUGUGCUCGUUCGAGAACGUCGCGUCAUCAGUACAGGCUAUAAUGGAACACCACGGCAUCUCCCAAACUGCAAUGAAGGUGGAUGUCCCCGCUGCAACCGUGGUGAUGGAGGUGGCGUUGGUCUCUCUACCUGUCUAUGUAUUCAUGCCGAAGAGAAUGCGUUAUUGGAAGCCGGCAGGGAGCGUAUUCGAGAAGGUGCUAUUCUUUAUUGUGACACUUGCCCUUGCUUGACCUGUACGGUGAAAAUCACUCAAGUCGGCAUUUCAGAAGUUGUUUACUCACAGGGCUAUAACAUGGACAAAGAUAGUGCUGCCAUUCUCGAAGCUGCGGGUGUGCAUCUACGGCAGUUUAGCCCGAUAUCAAAUGGGCUCAUUGAUCUACAAGAAUUCAAGGAAACAACUCAGAAUUAA
Messenger RNA from Penicillium taxi, 1053 nucleotides. Its product is annotated as deoxycytidine monophosphate deaminase. The transcript is spliced from 7 exons. The record is from RefSeq and is a predicted model, not a curated record. The coding region runs from base 1 to 1053 and encodes 350 amino acids. Gene Ontology annotation, molecular function: zinc ion binding; hydrolase activity. Lineage: Eukaryota; Fungi; Ascomycota; Eurotiomycetes; Eurotiales; Aspergillaceae.